AUGGAGGUUACCCGCAGGCGUAUGCUGGUUAUGGUUAUGGUGGCUAUGGCGGCCGCGGCGGCUACGGCUACGGUGGAUGGAGGGUAUAGCGAAGAAGUGCAGCAGGGUCAGGGAGGUCAACAGAGUACUCAGGUAGGGGUAGCUCCUGGAUACGGCUAUGGGGGUGGUUAUCGCCAAGGAGGUGGCUCAAGCGGUGCUCAAGGGGCUUCUGGGGGACGAUCUGAUCGAUACCGCCCAUACUGA
Molecule: messenger RNA, 243 nt
Organism: Plasmopara halstedii
Lineage: Eukaryota; Oomycota; Peronosporomycetes; Peronosporales; Peronosporaceae
Exons: 2
Coding region: 1-243 (80 amino acids)
Source: RefSeq, a predicted model, not a curated record